AUGGCACUACGACUAAAAAAGGACAUAAAGAAAGCCUCCUACUACGUGUGGUUCCUUGGUGCGCAGGAAUCACGGGGCUUGCGCGGCGAGGAAUUCGCGCUACCUGCCAUUCGGAUACUUGAAGAAAGAGCCAGGGAUUUGGAACCGUUUAAAGUCACGUUACAGGUGUCCCAUAAGGGUCUGAAAAUAAUCCAGAAUGUGACGAGUAAGGGAAAGCAGCAGACUAUUAAACACUUCAUCCCACACGGAAGCAUCACAAGCGGCGUGGUCCAAGGAGAUGUAGUGGCCUGUGUUCUGCUCCUGUACAAUCCUAUCACAGGCUGUCCAGUUCAUGUACAUGCUUACCGAUGUGACUCUGACCACACGGCUGGCAUGCUCUACACCCAUCUUUUGGCGUUAAUAGAACGACCGGAAAAUCAGAAAAAAUUCGCGGAUAUUGAGCGAAAAUUACAAAUGAGAGGUGCACUGCCGAACAGUAAGAAGCCUCCAGAUUCCUCUCUGGGGAGCGAAGUAUCAAGAGAAUCGGAUUCUGGCAGUAAUGAGGACAGGAAUGUUGCAAAUUUGUAUGACAGUUUGGCUGCUGAAUUGAAGCAGAAGUUGUCUACAGGUAAAAAGGGAUUAGGCAAAAGCCCAAUUCUGUUGCCACCCCGAGACUACGACACAGUACACAGACAGAAAGGCAACCUGAACAACAUUGACACCCGGCGUUGCUUAAACCAGAACAUAGUUGGAGUGAAUGCAAGACGCAAAUUGGAAUCGUCUGGCGGUAGUUCCGGGAUUGGGAGUGACCUGGCACCAUCCCCUGAAAGGAAUGACUAUCGACCCCAUGACAACCACAGUACUAGUGAAGAGGAUUGGGCUGAGAGCACAGCCUACUUGAUGCACGAGGCCUUUGACGCGUCUCCUCCGCGCCGAGCUCCCUCCCCCCGCCGCGCUUCCCCCCCGCGACGCUCAUCACCACCUCGCCGCGCUUUGUCACCUCGAAACUACGACAGAACCCCUUACAACGACGAUCUUUCGGACCAAUUCAGAGACGCCUUAGCCCCUUUCCGCGAGGCCACCUUCGAGAGGAGAUUUAGACCCGAAUCUCUCGAACGCAACAAAGAGAAAGUAGACAAAUAUCCAGAAGAGACAACGAAUUACAGACGAAGAUACGUAGCUGACACUAAACCCUCCAACCGGAGCAUGGACAGAGUGGACGGUCGCUUCGGCAAACUCCAGAGAGGCACGAGCGAAGGCAGCCUCAAAAUAGCCGACACGUCGCCAAAAGAACGCUUCAAUGUAGCUAAAGAAAAGUUCAAGAACUUAGAGAGGGAGAGAUUCAAUCGCGAGCUAGAGGCACACAUGGCGAUGCGAAGGAGCAUGUUAGAAGCCAGGAACAGUCGCUCGACUUCUUCUCCAGAAGAAGAAAGACGGGACGAGCGUCAGGAACGUCACAGAGAAACGACCUCUCGGCGAGAACAAGAGCGUUCUCAUCGUGAGGUUGAGCGUUCUCACAGAGAACCGGAGAGACGUAAAGAAGACAGAGUCCGCGAUCUAGCACCGCCCGACUUGCACAGGGAAGUAGAAAGGCUUCCGCGUGUCGGUAGAAAGCGCGAUGACUUGAAACGAUACGAGUACGGAACUGAAGAUUAUCUGAACAGGAUUGAGCCGAAGCCGCUUAGAGACGAUUAUGACAGGUACCGCGAUAGAAGGGAAUCUCAUCCUCCGGACGAAGACGAGAUAGAACCCGUAGAGGAGAGGAGACGAGAUUGGAACGAUCGUCAACGGGCGUUCAGUCGCACUCGCUUGUUGGAUGAUCAUAGACAGUCGUACGCGGAAGGCGAUAGGGAUAGAUUUUAUGAAAGGGACUAUAGGGAUUUUCGUGACUUAGCUGAUAGACCACAGACGAAGUUCCGCCAUAGUUAUGCGGAACCAAUCUCCAGAGGGCGCCUCGGAACUGUAAGACCAUAUUAA
Messenger RNA from Pieris macdunnoughi, 1956 nucleotides. The record is from the annotation of a GenBank genome assembly. Lineage: Eukaryota; Metazoa; Arthropoda; Insecta; Lepidoptera; Pieridae.